Messenger RNA from Aspergillus clavatus NRRL 1, 1302 nucleotides. RefSeq lists its product as uncharacterized. The transcript is spliced from 3 exons. Lineage: Eukaryota; Fungi; Ascomycota; Eurotiomycetes; Eurotiales; Aspergillaceae. The record is from RefSeq and is a predicted model, not a curated record. The coding region runs from base 1 to 1302 and encodes 433 amino acids.
AUGGCCGUCAAAUACCUUCCCUCCCAGUCCAAAACGAAACAAGAUGUACCCUUGCCGUAUACAGCAUCGCCCCUGCGGUUACUCUGGGCCGACAUCCGUCUGUUCUUCAAAAGUCUCUGGUGUUUGCCGGGCGUGAUACUACCACUGAAGCCUGGUUGCUCUGGAGCACUAGACGAGUUCUAUCCGUCUUGGACCAACAUAUGCAAUAUUGCCAUUCAUUUGUUUCUGUUUGUAUACCAGAUUGUCUUUCUUGUGUCGCUGCCUGUCAUAUUUGUUUUCGCGUUUCCGGCGUUAUGGAUUGGUAUAUAUGUCGCACUCACGUUAGGUGUGAGUUGGGUGGUUUGCAGGAUCUGCCUGAACGGGAACAUCAUGACCCUGGAAUCGCAAGUACCCGUCGACUGGCGUCCAGAACAUGAUCGCGAGCAUUGGAUCUUUGUUAAUGGUAUUAUGGUCGGGCAGCAUUGGCUGCAGAAUAGCAUCGACCGGCUGGCAUAUACAUUUGGUAGAAGGGUCACAGGUGUUCAUAAUCCCACAUUCGGCAUAGUUUUUGAUAUAAUCGAAUGUCUGAUCCAAAGAAACUUCUCUUAUGCCACCCGGGACGUGAGGAAUGCAUAUGCAGUCAUCAAGGAGGCUCUAUUGAAUCCACAAUAUAAGAAGGUGAUUCUUAUCCUUCACAGCCAGGGUGGUAUUGAGGGUGGACUCGUGGUUGACUGGUUGCUGGACGAAUUACCACGAGAGCUAUUGCAGGACCUCGAGGUCUAUACUUUUGGCAACGCUGCGAAUCACUUUAACAAUCCGCAUCGAACAUUAUCAGAUGCUCGUCAGAAUGCAUGUGAGGGUGAGGAGCUACCGGGUCAUUCUGCCUCCAAAUCGGCAAAAACGAUUCGCCGUAUCGAGCACUAUGUUAAUUCCGUGGACUUUGUGGGUGUUUGGGGAGUCUUGAAUUUCGCCAACAUCCCCAAUCGAUAUAUGGGACGUGUCUUCACGCGGCAUGGAUCCGGCCAUCAGUUCAUACAGCACUAUCUGGAUAGUAUGUUCGUUUUGGGGAAAGACCUGAAGACUCUGGAUACCAACGAUUUCAUGGAGACAGAGAUUGAGGUUGAAGUGCCAGUGGCAGAACGACAUAUAGAGGACGCGGCAGCUCCUGAGAGCCCUCUCGACCAUGACGACACUCACGUUCUUUAUGACGAGAUGAAAUCAAAUGUGUCAUCAUUGGCCAACAGCUUCCUAAGCAGAAAAACAAAGGUAAAGGACCUGAGUCGGCUGUGGCUUUAUCGGAAUGGUGCCUCUCCAACGGACUGA